Messenger RNA from Trichoderma reesei QM6a, 2100 nucleotides. RefSeq lists its product as uncharacterized. Gene Ontology annotation, biological process: DNA replication-dependent chromatin assembly; nucleosome assembly. The transcript has 5 exons. NCBI's taxonomy places the organism in Eukaryota, Fungi, Ascomycota, Sordariomycetes, Hypocreales, Hypocreaceae. Gene Ontology annotation, cellular component: nucleus; CAF-1 complex. The coding region runs from base 1 to 2100 and encodes 699 amino acids. Gene Ontology annotation, molecular function: protein binding. The record is from RefSeq and is a predicted model, not a curated record.
AUGAAAGCCUCGCCGCUCAUCAUCAAUUGGCAUGAUCAGAAUGCCCCGAUUUACUCUGCCCACUUUGAGCCAAACGGCAAGGGCCGUCUCGCCACGGCUGGUGGUGACAACCACGUGAGAGUCUGGAAGGUCGAAGCCGACGGCCCCGAACGCAAGGUUGAGUAUCUGUCGACGCUCUCCAAGCACAACCAGGCGGUCAACGUGGUCCGAUGGGCUCCCAAGGGAGAGACGAUUGCUUCGGCUGGCGAUGACGGCAAUGUCAUCCUAUGGGUUCCCAGCGAGAUUCCAACCACCAACUUUGGGUCGGAAAGCCUAGAUGACAAGGAGUCUUGGAGAGCCAAGCACAUGUGUCGCUCUAGCGGAGCCGAGAUAUAUGACUUGGCAUGGUCGCCAGAUGCCGUGUACUUCAUCAUCGGCAGCAUGGAUAACAUAGCUCGAAUCUACAACGCCAGCUCAGGAACCCUCGUCAGGCAAAUCGCCGAACAUAGCCACUACGUGCAGGGAGUGACUUGGGACCCGUUGAACGAGUACAUCGCGACUCAGUCGUCCGAUCGAUCCGUCCACAUCUACUCCCUCAAGACUAAGGACGGCCAAUACACCCUAAGCCAGGACGACAAACUGCCACGGCUAGCGAGCCAUAUCAAGGCCGAUCUUCCUCCUCGACGAAUCUCCUCGAGCAGCCCUGCGCCGCCUGAAUUCGGCCACCGAGCCCAGCUAUCCACCGUGGACUCGGCUACGUCUGUGGGAUCACCGGCUCCCUCAGCCCCGAGCACUCCUACUUCAGCUCCUCUGCCCAUGAACCCGCCGAGCGUAAUCAGCCACAGCCGACGAUCUUCGAUUUCCUCCCGUCGCUCUGUCUCCCCAGCGCCUUCUCUGCCUCUUCCGGCUGUUAUGCCGAUGGAGACGUCGCCGAAGCCUCACCAUCCGCUCAGCGCCAAUUGGGCCCUGGGAGCGAAGAAUGCAAGUCUCUAUGCGAACGAGACCCUCACGUCCUUCUUCCGACGACUCACCUUCACUCCUGACGGAAGCCUUCUGCUCACGCCAUCCGGGCAGUACCAGAUACAGCACCAGACGGACAAGGACGCAAAGCCAACCUACGAAAUCAUCAAUACCGUGUACAUCUACACCCGAGGUGGCAUCAACAAGCCCCCGAUCGCUCACUUGCCGGGCCAUAAGAAGCCGUCCGUCGUCGUCAAGUGCUCUCCUAUCUUCUACACCCUCCGCCAGUCUCCACCGGUGACCAAACAUGUCACCAUCGACACCUCGUCCGCAGAAGAUACCAUUCCGUCCCUCCCAGACCCGGUUUCCAAACCAUCAGCCACGCCCUCUGGGGCAGCAGCCGAAAACAGCGCCUCAACGCCGGGCCCCAAACCCGCCUUUGCCCUUCCGUAUCGGAUGGUGUACGCAGUUGCCACACAGGACUCUGUCCUGCUGUAUGAUACACAGCAGAAGACUCCGAUAUGCAUAGUGAGCAACUUGCACUGCGCGACCUUUACCGAUCUGGCCUGGUCAUCUGACGGACUCACUCUCAUCAUCUCGUCAUCGGAUGGGUUCUGCUCUACGCUUACCUUUGCCCCUGGCGAGCUCGGCGAGGUCUACAAGGGCGAGGUCGGUGCCAAGGCAGGCUCGGCCAGCCAAAAUGCAUCCACCCCGACUCCCACGUCCAACUUUGCCUCCCCUUCCCCUUUCGCCGGCGGGCCGCAGCAUCAGCCGCGCAGCUCGGCAAGUUCAUUCACGGCGCCCUCUCCGCCAUCCGCAUCAGCGGCUCCAUCUCAUCGCCCAUCCUCGCCGGCAAGGUCGAACUCGACGUCGUCUGUGGCCACACAGCCUUCAGGCGUCGUGAGCAACCCGCCGCUCAUUAGUGGGAGUGUGCCAUCCAUCACGGCCGCCAGCUCCGGCAGGGUCACGGGCGUGCCGUUGACCACGCCCCCAGAAACCCCCAAGGUGGUUCCCGGAGCCGAACCUGGGACUACCACUACUGCUAGUGUGGGCGUGAAGAGAGACGCCGACGAAGCAGAGAAGGACGAUGGCAAGGAGCCAAAGAAGAGGAGAAUUGAUCCCACUCCUUCAACUCGUGAUACAGCCUCUUCUCCUCGCUAG